CACUCACUUGGGAACUGAAAUCCAAAUUGUUUCUUUGCUCUGCUGACUACAUUACACCCACAGAGAUGACCUACCUGGAGGCGGUAAUGACUUCCAUAAUUGAUCUCUUUGCGGACUACUCCUCGACGGGCAAAAAGGGGCAGCUCUCAUCUGGUGAGCUGAAGAAGUGCCUGGAGAAGGAGCUGAACUUUCCUGCGCUCAAGGGUGUGUUAAACACAGAAGAUGUGGAAGCGAUAAUGACAGACCUGGACAAGAAUCAUGAUAAUCAGCUAAAUUUCCGGGAGUUCUGCGAGUUUGUGAUAAAGCUGACCCGGCUCUACAGAAACGCCAAGAAGGAAGACAAGAAGGAAGACAAGUAAGCACAAGAGGAAAGAGUGGACAAGAGGCCAGUCUGGUGCAUUAAAGAAAGCCAGCUAAGAUGGCCAUUUAUCCUGAUGUGUGGUCACACAGUGAAUUAGCAUAAAAUGUCAAAACAAAUCUUAUUGGCUCAAAUAAAAUAUGAUUAAUUAAUCA
Molecule: messenger RNA, 513 nt
Organism: Conger conger (European conger)
Lineage: Eukaryota; Metazoa; Chordata; Actinopteri; Anguilliformes; Congridae
Product: protein S100-Z-like
Exons: 3
Coding region: 66-359 (97 amino acids)
Molecular function (GO): calcium ion binding; transition metal ion binding
Source: RefSeq, a predicted model, not a curated record